GCAAGUACAGUCGGCAAUAAAAGUGUGUAUCAUAAAAUAUUUUUUACGGUUAACUACUUCUUUUGUUUGAAACUUGAUGCAUCGCACAACUCAACCGUGAAAUGAACUGUCGCCCGCGGUAUUUUCGGAUCGAUACGAUCUACAAACCUAUGAGAAAAGACGUACGUUCUUCCAUCAUAAAUACCGACAACGCACUUGCAAUCCUUCUGGCAUUACAGGCAAUGUUAAGAAGGCAAUGCCUCUGCUAGUUUGCAUCCUAUAUCCCAAAAAAAACAACAACUAGGCUCAUGGGACGAGGACAAAGAGCAAUAUACCACUUUUUAACCGACUUCAAUUUCAUAGAAGGCCUCCUCCGUCUUCGACUAUAAACAUAUCAGUUGGUAACAAAUAUACUUAAAAAAACCGGCCAAGUGCUAGUCGGACUCGCGCACGAAGGGUUCCGUACCAUUAUUUAUAAAAACGGCAAAAAAUAUAUGUUUGUUGUAUGGGAGCCCCCCUUAAAUAUUUAUUUUAUUCUGUUUUUAGUAUUUUUUGUUAUAGCGGCAACAGAAAUACAUAAUCUGUAGAAAUUUCAACUCGCUAACUAUCGCGGUUCAUGAUAUACAGCCUGGUGACAAACGGACGGACGGACGGACAGCGAAGUCUCAGUAAUAGGGUCCCGUUUGACCGUUUGGGUACGGAACCCUAAAAAGGAUAAUAUUUUAUUUCAUCCUUUUAUAAGUCGGUUUACUUUUUUGUAAAAAGUUUUUAUUAACUCUAGGGUUAGACCGUAUUACUUUCAACCCGCUUCUUAGAUAAACAAUGACUCACAGACCAUAAGAAAUGAAAAAAAAAAUAUCCCGUCGCCCGACGGAUAGAAUGAACUGACCUGGGACAAGGUCGAAUUCAACUUACACAUUGCUAACCAAAAGCUAUUCAAACAGGUUACUUUUACUCGUAUAGUAUAUAAUAGCCAAGAACAAUUUUAAAUUCAUCAUUUACUGUUCAUACAUGACAGAGAAAGCUAACAAAAUGUUCUCCAAAUUAGUGGCCCUUUGUGCGUUCGUGGCGGUCUCCCAGGCUGGUCUCUUGCCUGAGCCCCACUACUCCCAAGCCGAAGCUGUCUCAUCCCAAAGCAUCGUGCGUCACGAUGAGCAGCCCCAUCACUCCGCCAAGCUGAUCGCUGCUCCUGUCGCCAAGCUGGCCGUCGCCGCCCCCGUCAGCUACCACGCCGCCCCCGCCCCCAUUGUCUACCACCACGCAGCCCCUGCUCACGUUGCCUACCACGCUGCUCCCACCGUCCACUACGCCGCCCCCGUUGCUAAAGUCGUCGCUCACCACGAGGAAGAAAUCGCGUACCCCAAAUACGAGUACACUUACUCCGUGGCUGACGAACACACUGGCGAUAACAAGUCCCAGCAGGAGACCCGCGAUGGAGAUGCCGUGAAAGGCUCUUACUCUUUCCACGAGGCUGACGGCUCCAUCCGCACCGUGGAGUACACCGCUGACGACCACAACGGCUUCAACGCGGUUGUGCACAACACCAGGCACACGCACGCGCCCGCCGCUCUCAAGGCCGCUCCCGUCCUCGUCAAGACUGCGCCCGUCUACUACCACCACUAAAUUGUUAUUUUGAUAUAGGAAAUGUUAUUUAUUGUAAAUAUAGAUGCUUGAGAAUGGAACACAAAAAAACUAUUUUUCAUAUAAAGUAUCCCUUGCGUGGAAAGUAAACGACCGCUUCGCCAUACAAACGUAAUAGGUACUUAAACGUAAAAAAUUAUAUUUCCACAGCAGCACUGGUAGCAGCCACAAUUUGCAAUUUAUUUUAGACAUAGCCCUCUUUAAUAAGUAACUCAUAACUUCCUAUGUUCUGCUUGGCAAAUUCAGUUGGCAAAAAAAUCGAAGAUAUAAGUUGCCUCCAGAAUCAGGCGAACUAAAUUGACAAGUCAAUGUGCACAAAUGAUACCACAGUUCGGCCAGUGCUGUUCAUAUCCGUAUUUUCAAAAAAGUUGUAAUUAGAGAAUAUCGCAAGAGUUCACCGUUACCGGGGCGCUACUGUUGCGCGAUCAGUUCAAUUGCAACUUUAAGUAUUUUUUUAAGUUAUUUUACAAAUAAUGUUCGUUGGUAUUUCGAAAAUUGUGCAUUUUUAGAGUUGUAGUUGUAGACCUGAAAUAAAUAAUUUUUAUUUCAGAUCACGGUAAUAGAGACAAGGAUAGUGGAUGAAUAUAUUGUAAUUAAAAAAAUAUUUUGGCUCUAAAUAGGACCAAUAAGUUCAACCCAGACGGGGCAAUAUUUCGCACUUUUUGAUUACCUAAUUUCUCAAAUACAUUAUGUGGUGAGGACGCAAAAAUUGCUCUGAUUGUAAAGACCAUUCCCCAAACUGGACAUUAUUAUUAUUAUGUUAUCAUUCGUCUUCCUCUGAUGCUGUUUUGAUAAUAUAAAAAUCCUGUAAAUUGAUCUAAUGGACGCUCGAUAUUGGUCUGAUCUGUCGUUGUCUUUUAGUUCGUGUAGCUACCGUUGGCGCUUGUUGCGUAUGCAGCUGUAAUGUUCAACCAAGGUAUGGUUGGACCGGAUCGAUACAGUGCUAUGUUUACGAUGUUUGAUAUAUAAAUAAUCCUUACUUAAUUUAGUCGUUAUCUUUUAUCUAUUUUUCAAUUUGUUCACUCUAUAUUAUUUUAUGUCUUUUUCCUUCUUGUCUGUUACCUUUCGUGAUUUUUCUCACUUGAUGGUCUCAUCGGAAGAUCAGCGCUGGAAGCCACCA
Molecule: messenger RNA, 2740 nt
Organism: Cydia pomonella (codling moth)
Lineage: Eukaryota; Metazoa; Arthropoda; Insecta; Lepidoptera; Tortricidae
Product: cuticle protein 8-like
Exons: 3
Coding region: 991-1602 (203 amino acids)
Cellular component (GO): extracellular matrix
Source: RefSeq, a predicted model, not a curated record